Messenger RNA from Coregonus clupeaformis (lake whitefish), 952 nucleotides. RefSeq names its product COMM domain containing 4 (gene commd4). NCBI's taxonomy places the organism in Eukaryota, Metazoa, Chordata, Actinopteri, Salmoniformes, Salmonidae. The transcript has 8 exons. The coding region runs from base 83 to 682 and encodes 199 amino acids. The record is from RefSeq and is a predicted model, not a curated record.
GGGGUGGUAUGCCCCGCCACGUCCCCUAAACUCUGGGUACAAUGGUUUGGUCCCAUCACAUGACACUAGGUCUACUGCUAACAUGAGAUUCCGGUUUUGUGGGGAUUUGGACUGCCCAGACUGGGUUCUUGCCGAAAUCAGCACUUUGGCGAAAAUAUCAAGUGUCAAGAUGAAGCUCCUCUGUGUCCAGGUGCUGAAGGAUCUGCUGGGAGAGGGCAUUGAUUAUGAUAAAGUUGCAAAGCUGACUGCAGAUGCAAAGUUUGAGAGUGGAGAUAUCAAGGCCAGUGUAGCAGUGUUGACCUUCAUCCUCUCCCGUGCAGCCAAACAUGAUGUGGACAGUGAAUCUCUCUCCAGUGAGCUGCAGCAGUUGGGACUCCCAAAAGAACACACCACAGGACUUUGUAAAUCCUAUGAAGACAAGCACACAGCCCUGCAGGAGAAACUAAGGGAGAGCAGUCUGAGACUGGGUCGGUUGGAGGGCGUGUCCUGGAGGGUUGACUACACGCUGAGCUCCAGUGAGCUUCAGGAGGUUAAUGAGCCCACGGUGCAGCUCCGCCUCCAGGCCCAAGGGGCGGAGACUGGAACCACAGAGACCACCAUUGUCUCUGUGUCUGCAGGCAAGUUCAGAGUGCUGCUGACAGAACUAAAACAAGCACAAGCCAUGAUGAAUGCACUACAAUGAAGCAAGACUCUAAAGGUAUGGAAAAUACUCUGAAAAGGAAUAAUGAUGCAGUCAAUGGAUCAGGAGAAAGUCAAUCAAGAGUGCCAGACAUUGUGACCGAAUAUCAUACAGGAUGAGUGGACCAUGAUCUUUUUGAACGUAUUUUGUACAUUAUGUGUUUAUUAUUCUUUAAAUGUUAUUAAAUAUGUUGAUGUAUUUCUCAUUUGUCCACGUCAAAUCUACUAAUCUAUUUUCUUGAAAAUAAAAUAAAAACUUUACAAUUAACAAAUG